AUGACGAAGAACAACAAGUCAGCAGCUGGAGGUCCCAAAACCAGUGCGCCAACCACCCUCGAUACACUUUUCAACACCCUACAGGCACUGGUGGAUCGACUAGAUAAGAUAGAAGCUCUCACCAAGGAAUCUUCCUUAAACUCAGAAAUCCCACACCACUUGAUGGAAUUCCUCACUGCGCGAUUGGACGACCUAGCCAAACGACUAGAACGAAUGGAGAAGACCUUAGAUUCUGACUCUAUUCAUAGCCUCGACAUACAAACCAACACACCCGCUCCAAUACACCAACAAGGAAAGAUGUCUUAUGCAUCUGUAGCUACACCGUCUUCGAAGCAAACUACAGCUCAAAUCACUGCUCCAAUUAGAUCAAUCAAGAACAUACCACACCCAUUACCAUCGAUUCCUUCUAACAGUUACAUAAACCGCUUUAAACGAGGCCAUACUAUCAUCAGGACGCAUCCAGGGACGGAAAAACCCUUCUUGAACCUCUCCCCGAUUCAGAUUGUUACCAAUGUCAAUCAAGCCCUCAGCUCAAUCAAUGCAAAAAUCGAUAACACACUAGUUCAAGUACAAGCGGUCACCCGAUUUCCCACGGGCGACAUCAAAAUUCAAAUUCAUUACUAA
Puccinia graminis f. sp. tritici CRL 75-36-700-3 is the source of this 624-nucleotide messenger RNA. RefSeq lists its product as uncharacterized. NCBI's taxonomy places the organism in Eukaryota, Fungi, Basidiomycota, Pucciniomycetes, Pucciniales, Pucciniaceae. The transcript has a single exon. Bases 1 to 624 code for a protein of 207 amino acids. The record is from RefSeq and is a predicted model, not a curated record.